Aspergillus homomorphus CBS 101889 is the source of this 725-nucleotide messenger RNA. RefSeq names its product YqaE/Pmp3 family membrane protein. The record is from RefSeq and is a predicted model, not a curated record. Gene Ontology annotation, cellular component: membrane. The coding region runs from base 111 to 284 and encodes 57 amino acids. The transcript has 3 exons. Lineage: Eukaryota; Fungi; Ascomycota; Eurotiomycetes; Eurotiales; Aspergillaceae.
CUCACUCACUCACUCCCAUCAAUCCUUUGAUACCAACGAUCUACUGUCAUCCUCGUUGAUUUGUCUUUCGAUACCCUUUCCAAGACAGUCACCCAACUUUCCGAUUCACCAUGCCUUUCACUGCUUCUGACGUCUGCAAGAUCAUCUUUGCGAUCAUCCUGCCUCCUCUGGGAGUUUUCCUCGAGCGCGGAUGCGGUGCUGAUCUGCUGAUCAACAUCUGUUUGACAAUCCUGGGUUGGCUGCCCGGUAUUAUCCACGCGCUUUACAUCAUUUUCAAGUACUAGACCGUCUGCUUGUCUAUCCAGCGUUCGACUACCCGGUUCAGUCGACCGGCAUUCUUCGUCCCACGAUUGUAAUUCCCAUAUAUUGGCAACCAUCAUCUCAAAUCGAUAAGAGGGGGCGGACCCGCGCUGUUGUCAGCAUUAAUUGUUCCGUGAGCUUCCGACCGGGUCUAGCCUAAUUUGAUGCCGCCAAUUACCCGCCUGCUCCUGCGCGCUGCUGGUUCCUAUCUAUUCCGUGAAGGGAGAUGCCAUGCUGAAACACAAUUGCGCCGGGGUCGGAAUGUUUUCUAUCUUAUUUCCCUAUGUCUCUGAUGGCCGUUUUCUUCUGUCGCUUCUUUUCUUUUCGAUGAUACCAGCUCAUUGUGACACUGGGCUUUGCUUGUACCGUUGGCAAUGAUCAGCUUCUAAUGAUUAAUGGCAAUUUUUAAACUACUUUUCAAGACC